Messenger RNA from Macrobrachium nipponense, 2287 nucleotides. RefSeq lists its product as uncharacterized. Lineage: Eukaryota; Metazoa; Arthropoda; Malacostraca; Decapoda; Palaemonidae. The record is from RefSeq and is a predicted model, not a curated record. Bases 155 to 1543 code for a protein of 462 amino acids. The transcript has 8 exons.
UUUCACCGUGUUGACACUGCAGGGGGACUGGGCUGUUCCCUGAUCUGUCUUCGCAAUCCUUUGAAGAACCCUGACCUGUUUUGUAGUUAGCUUCAUAUUUUAAGACUUGCCGUUUUGCGCCAGCAAGAAAAUAAAACGGGAAGAAGCCUAGAAAAUGGAAGAGACGAUACCCAUCAACAUGGACAUUCCUACUGACGAAGACAGCAUAGCACCUGUGGUAGUGUCGCAGGAAUCCUCUCCCAUGAUGAGAAUCUACUUCAUAUUCCUCCUCAGCGUUGCACUCGCGGCCACUUAUUUCCUUUGGAGAAAAAUGUCGUCAGUAGAUAAAGAGCGAGAACUGAGUCUCAGAGGCGAACUUCUACUUAACAUCUUCAUCUUCCUGGAUGUUUACUGCUUUUCAUGGAUCCCGAUUCUGCUGAUCGGGGCCAUUGAUGGGCAGUUGGAAACCGCAUCUGUUUCUACGUCAUUCAAAGGUCACAUAGCGAAUUUGCACUGUAGUCUUCAAGAUCUCUUGGUCAGAACAUUCUGUAUGUCUGUUGUACUGUCUUCGGCCGUUUAUAUUCGCUAUGCUAGAGUGAAGACCUCCCAAAAUUGCUGUUGUGGCCGUCCCAGCAUCUUCGUAUGGGGUACGUUUAUCCCAGCGGUGGUCAUCGAAAUCUCGAGGAAGAUCCUUGAACAAGAGGAGUGGCUUAUGCCCACCAAAUCUAUCACCAGAUACUUGAGUUCUGUCAAGUUCUCCGUCGAAACAACAGCCCCGGCAUUUUGCGUCCAGAUGAUGGAUGCCUCCUGGCUCAGGCAGGUGAUGGCCGAAUGGUUCCUAACUACGGUGUUGGUCGUGACGGCCGUGUACUGCCUGUCCUCCUGCUUCUCGCGUGAGGAGGACUCAAAAGACAGCAAUGCCUCUGCGAAGUCGAAGUCAGGGCAAUCGAGUGACUCCGAAGCGGAGGAUUAUACCGAACUCCAGAUGGAGAGCUUGCUGGAGACUGGCGCGGUCUCCUCCGAAAGGUUGGACGGUUCGCCCUCUGACCAAAGCAAAGCUAAAUCGUUGAAGCCUAACGUCGAACAACCAGAGGAAGGUUUAUACGUCAGAGGCUCCGGUUUCCUGGAGGCUAUCAUCUGCAUCGGCGUUUUGUGGGCUGUGCUUAUUCGUCCGUUCAUGGCAAUAACUAUGUAUAUUCGGCAUACUGAGACUUACUCCAACCACCUCGACAUGCCUACUCACGUCCUACUGGUCAUCGCUAUCGCCGUCUUGCCCGCUGAACUGAUGUCGAAACGUUUUAAAGAAAAGACAGAAGACAAAAAGAGCGAGAAGUUGACAAAACAAGACGAGGCAACAUCAGUCGAGGAAAAAGAUGAAGACAUCAUUUGGAUAGUCGACGAGGACAAAGGAACAGCGUACGCUUUGAGGAAAGACGAUGACGGGGACGUUGAUCCGAUCUGGGUCCAUAGUGAAAAGGACAAACGAAUUGAUAACAAGUUAACGAACUCGUCCUCUGUACACGACGUUUCUACCGCAAAGGAAACUCAAGCAAGUCCCAAAUGACUCUCUCUCGCAAUCCUGGGGCGGCUAGAUACUUAUAUUGAUGAUAUAUUAUUACAUAUAAUAAUUUAAGAAACUUAUAUUCCCCUGGAUUUAAAGCUCAUGCGUGAAAUCCGUUUCUAUAAAUAACAAAACCACAGUAAUUCCAACAUUCUGUUGACAGUAUCCUCAUACUUAUGAUAUUGGUCUUUGGUUUGUCAGCUCGAGUUAUCAUUGUGUUUAAAAAAAAUGUUUGUUUAUAGUUGCACAGUUGUCUGUUUACAAGUUCAGUUUCAGCUGUUUACAUCACAGGCUAUCUGGGAUUCUUAGGUUGCUUAAAAUGGCUUGUUUAUAACAGGAACUGAACAAUCAGCUUCAUUCUUUUUAAGAAAAUAUCUUGUGAAUUUUCAUUCCACGAGUCUUAAAAAUUUAAUCGAGCCAGUUUGUGAUAUUCUGUGAAACCCAUUUUAUUCCGUGAGGAAGUAUAUACGUAGCUACACCGCUUAUCUGUCCACCGGGUAAUUCUACAGACGUGCCUCCUCUCAUUUUACCAGCCCCUUGUGCUGCCCAAAGUGUACUUUUGCAAGACCUAUUAAUCAUCAAUGAAAGACUAGACAUAUAAUGCGAGUAAAUACUAGGAGACUAGACGGAAAACACCAUAGAAAAGCGCAAUAUUUUACUUGAUAAGUAAAAUAGUUAUACUUAUUUUAUUUUGCUACAAAAAAUUUUUUUCAUGUAUGCAAGAGAUUAAUAUAUUUAUCGAAAACU